GCGCUGAUCGACGCCGUGGAGCGGGCGACCGCGGAGCUCGUCGGCGCCGACGGCGAGGUCGCCGUGUUCGAGCUCGGCCGCGCGGAGGCCGAGCGGCGCUACGGAGCCGGCGUGUGCGACGCCGUCGGGGCGGCCCCCGACGGCGACGACACCCUGCGCCUCGCGUGGCUGCCCGGCGCCGCGCUGGUGGCGCUGCCGCCCAACUGGAGACUCUGCGCCCGGACGGGUUCGUGCGGAAGAGUGCAGUUCCAUCGUGGCGCGGAGGAG
This is a messenger RNA of Prorocentrum cordatum, 267 nucleotides long. NCBI's taxonomy places the organism in Eukaryota, Dinophyceae, Prorocentrales, Prorocentraceae. The record is from the annotation of a GenBank genome assembly.